GACUUUGCAAAUCGACGACGUGUCCUUUGAUGCAACAGUGUCUCUUCUAGGCUGAAAGAAUGACGGUGUCUGAAGAAAUGGCAACAGAACUGGCGAAUAAAAAGGCGGAGCGGGAUGCUCUCAGGGGAGUCAUACAGCAGUGGAACGCCAAUCGCUUGGAUCUGUUUGAACUUUCGGAGCCCAAUGAAGACCUGGAGUUUCACGGUGUAAUGAGGUUUUAUUUCCAAGACAGCGGUCAAAAGGUCGCUACUAAGUGCAUCAGGGUUGCCUCGGACGCGACCAGCCAGGCAGUGAUAGAAACACUCAUAGAAAAAUUUCGUCCCGACAUGAGAAUGCUAUCCGUCCCAGAAUACGCCCUUUACGAGAUUCAUGAGAAUGGAGAGGAGCGUAAACUUGAUUUAGAAGAAAAGCCACUACUAGUUCAACUAAAUUGGCAUAUGGACGAUCGGGAAGGACGCUUCUUGCUGAAGAGGAUCGACGAUAAAACUAAUGCGCAGGGCGUUGGUUUUACUUCAGCCGAGGGCUCUAGCUUCCGAAGAAAGUUGAGCAAGCGGGAGAAAAAACAGAUCAAGAAGCAGGAGAAGCUCAGUCGACUGAAGAGUUUAGAGCAGGAUGAGAAUGCGGUGCCUGGUGAUCCGAACGGUGUCGCCGAGAAGCUUUAUACGGAAUUGCCUGAGACCAGUUUUACGAGGAGCAUCUCGAAUCCAGAAGCGGUGAUGAGACGACGCCGUCAACAGAAGCUUGAAAGAAGGCUCCAACAAUUUCGUAGUAAAGACGGUGGUCCUGACACAGGCGGCACAUUGAAAAUUUAUGGUGAGGCGUUGUGUAAGGACGUUCCAUACAAAACGCUGCUACUGAGUGUGCGAGAUUCCGCCGCUCAGGUUGUGCGAGAGAUGCUUUCUAAAUAUGGUCUGGAAAAAGUGGACCCGCAGUUAUAUUGCCUUGUGCAGGUUAAUAGUGAGAACGUGAGUGGUAAUGCGCAUCAGGAAUAUAUAUUGGACGACGACGAGUGUCCUUUGGCGAUAUUAAUGAAUCAUCCUUCCACGCGAGGUUCUAUUAUGUUUCACGUGAGGAGGAGGCCUGCAGAUUACAUGCCGCGGAAACGUAAAAAGAAACCAUCCGGAAAGUGGAACGAGCUGGAUCAUAAGUAUGAGGAUGAGAGGCUACCAUUUCUGCUAGAACUUAAUCCUGACGGCAGCGAUAUCCCGAAUGGCGCCGGAGUGCGACACCGAUUACAACCGAAUGUCACGGAGGUAGGAUCAGAGAGACCGAUAGGACCGCAAGCGGUGCAAGCGCAAACACUGACGCUGCCGGGACCGACGGUGAUGCCCAGGCAUUGCGUUAUAGCCUUUACCGAGAACAUUGUGACUCUUACGCCGUGUUCCAGAGACGCGCAUACGUAUGUUAACAAUCAGAGGAUACAUCAAACGACCAUUCUGCAGGUGCGUCCGUUUUUGCAAUCAGGGUGUAGUCCCGUAUAUUCGUAUUUUGACGUCAGCUCAGAGAAGUUUCAUCCGGGGUCUGGAACACCGAAUGGCGGUGGUCAGAUCCCGGGUCAAGCUCAAGAGCGAGCGACUCCGUCAAGCCCCUCGAAGUCUGCUGUUGCAGCAGUUCGUAGUCCUCGUAGUCCCACGCACCCGCCGGAGCCCACGCACAAUUACGAGACCACUUUCGACCUGGAUGGAAACGUGGAAACCGCUAGUCUGAGCAGCAGCAGGGACGGCAACAGGCUCUCACAAUACGAUCGGCAACCGCGAGGCACCGAUCCAAUUCUGCCAGCUGUCUUAGAAUUUCUCGAGGAGACAGAGGAGACAUUCCUUCACGCUGUCAUCACCGAUGUAGAACCCUCGGCGCCACAGUUCAAGUUGGCGCCAACGUACACCCUCUAUCUCAGCGCCAGAUAUCGCGCCAGCACUCAUUACAGACCAGAAUUGCAGCCUACGGAAAGAGCGCAUCGACUUACCGUCAUGUUGGCGAAUGUUGCUACUAUGAUACAACGCGUUAUCCAGGAACGUUACAUGGACGCUUCGUCGUUGGCCUUUUGGUUAGCGAAUGGCUCGGAGCUAUUACAUAUGUUGAAGAGUGACCGGCAUGUGGGUGCAUUUUCCACGCGAGCGCAAGAUAUCCUGGCAGAAGCGGUACAUACAGCCUUCGGCUCGUUGGUGCGCUGCGUCACAUUAGAGCUCACACCAGCAAUGACACAGUUCAUGGCGGACGCAGAUGAACCAGCGAAGGAGGCUGGAGUGCUGCAGAUUUUUUCAAACACGAUGGCCUUAUUACGACGAUGCCGUGUGAAUGCUGCAUUGACGAUACAGUUAUUUAGUCAUCUGUUUCACGCGAUCAAUGCCACGGCUUUCAAUACCCUCGUCUCGAAUGGAAAUCUGUGCGUCAGAUGGUUCGGACGCAGACUCAAAGCGAGGUUGAACGCAUUAGAGACCUGGGCCGAAAGACAAGGCCUGGAACUUGCCAGUCAAUGUCAUUUGGCGACGAUCAUGCAGGCAACUCAUCUACUACAAGCUCCGAAAUACAAUGCUGAGGAGCUGGCCACGCUAAGCUCAACCUGCUUUAAAUUAAAUUCUUUACAAGUGAGGGCGUUACUACAAAAAUAUCAACCGGCCGCGGACGAGCCUAGGCUACCUGCCGAGUUGAUCGAGAACGUAGUGAGAGUAGCAGAGAGUGUCGCGGAUACACUUGCACGUGCAGACGGCCGCGAAAUAAGACUAGAAGAGGAACCUGUCCUAGGGUUAGCAUUACUACUUCCCGAGGAUGGCUACAGUUGCGAAGUAAUAAGAGGUGUCCCACCGGGAUUAGCGGAAUUUCUGGCACCUCUGCAACGAGACGGAUUAUGUCGAAUGGCAGCUCAACCUACCAGUAGUGGUUAUUGGACCAUUUACAUGAUAGACCAUCACAACAAUUUGCGUAGUCCCAGCGCAAUGAGUAAUAGAUCGGGUGGCUACAUCAGUCACAUAAAUCAAAACCAAACUCAACCUGAGAUACAUGUUAUUAAAUUACACAAAAGUACCAACGGUAUGGGCUUAAGCAUCGUUGCAGCAAAGGGCGCAGGACAAGAUCGUUUAGGUAUCUACAUCAAAAGUGUUGUUGCUGGUGGUGCCGCAGAUGCUGAUGGCAGAUUGACGGCAGGUGAUCAACUACUCAAGGUAGACGGACAAAGUCUGGUCGGGAUAACGCAGGAAAAAGCUGCUGAGUAUCUUGUACGUACCGGUCCGAUCGUAACAUUGGAAGUUGCGAAACAGGGCGCUAUAUAUCAUGGACUCGCAACGUUAUUAUCUCAACCUUCUCCUGUGAUGUCAAGAGCAUGUAAGACUCGGCCCAGGUCCGAGCUCUUAGAGUCGGCGGUAGAGGCAACGGAGACGACCAAUCAGCCAGCCACGUCACACUCAAUGGGCGACUUAUUGUCCUUUCCGAAGCAGGCGCCGUGUCAGGAGUUAGUUCAACCAGGAAUUACGAAAGACUAUAAACACUCGCUGUUAAUGGAACCGCUGACUGUCGAUAGAAAUCUUUUCGAUAAUAUACCCUACAUUGAUCAAACCGACGAUAUUAAUUUUACAGAGUCCUCUGAAUGUGUUCAGACAAACCCAAAUAACAAAUGCGAGCAUUGUAUUAACGCCGGCUGUAACAACUAUAAUCUUAAAAAUUCUCAGAAACGCACAAAUAUAGAGCGUAAUAGACAGCAGACUUUCAACGGUCUAGAAUCUAGUUUUGAGUUAAAUACAUAUAACAAUCCAAGCUUUUCAUUGACUAGUUCGUUUCCUGCGAAUAAAUCAAUAUUGUUUACCAAAGACGUUACAAUUGGAUCAGGUUCCAUUGUAGAAUCUAAAUCAGACGAUUUCUUGCGUCUUCAAGACGUGGAUACCAUAAAACAUGUAUUGAAUAUUGAUAAACGGUACGAGGACAAAUUAGAUGAUACGUCCAAUUCCGAAGAUUGCGCGGACGAAUCUAGUUCCACGAUUAACGAUGAUUGCGCGUCGAGUAGAACUGAGAGAGAUACCGAGGAAGGAAUCUCGACUCCUAAAAUGUACACGAUAAUGCCAGAGUUGCAUCUCGAUCUGAGCGGACUGAAUAACGACGUGUCCAGUGACAAAUCUAAAAUGGAGAAGUGUUGGAAGUCACCGGAAGAAGUGCGCUUAGGGUGCGGUCGAGUCGCAGCGCUAGCGAAACAUUUCUCGAAACUUGGCGACGGAGGUCUGAUCAAGUUUAAGUCCAUCAAAUUGAAUGGUUCCCGUCAAUUCGUGUCGGAGCCAAAUAUCAUGACGUCGCAUAAAAGCGACGAACAUUUGCACCAUCCUUAUCAUGCACAGAAAGAAUACAAAUCGGAUUCGGACUUGGCAAGAGAAAGAGAUGAAAACUCUCGGCUCUGUUCAGAUGGGAGACACAACGAUAUCAUUCUAGUUAAUGUUGAAACAGAUGGCGAUUUUGCGAUCGAGAAAUGUAAGUUUCAUCGUUGUGGCGGUAAACGAGUCACGAUUGCCAGGAUUCCAAUGAACAAACAAAUUACAAUUGAUACUGAGGAAAGUACAAUCCAAGCAAGGGACGAAAAUCACGAUAAAGAUAUUAUAAAAGAUGAAAAUCAAAGUUUACUUAGUACUAAGAAGGAUAUAGCUUUGAUAAAAGUUGAAAACAUAUCGCAUAAUAGUAGCAAAGAUCAGGUGUUUCUUAAUACCAAAGAGGAUAUAACUUUUGUUGAGAUGGAGGACAUGGCAACGGAUGGCAGCAAAUCUCAAGCCUUUUUUAUAGGUAGAAGCCAAAAAAAUAUGUUAACUGGAAAAGAUAACAUUAAAAAUAGUAGCUCCAAACUCUCCCUCGAGCAGCAGAGAGUAAUCGCAGAACAACUCGAGCAAUUCUCAAAUCUAGAUAACGCCGAUGCGCCUUUAUUUAUACCAGAGCAAGACAUAGUAAAAGAUUCUAUAAUUUCUAAAAAAAAUCAGAAUAAUAAAACAUCCGCGAUUGAUGAUUUGACUCAAUUGAAUUUAAUAAAGCAAUUAGAGGCAGCACCUCGAGAAAAAUUAUUGUCGUUGGUCGAUAUAGAUGAUAACUUUAAAAAAAUGAAGAAAACUUCUGAUUCUUCAUCAUCCUCUUCUCUGCCUUCCGUUCGAUCUCCUUCAUCUUCCAUCAUGUUGUCACUAUCGAAUGUUGCGAAAGGUUCUCAGCCCUCGGAAGAUAUCAAGUCACAGAUUCAUCAAUAUUGCGAAAGAUAUCCCAAAUGCUUGUUUGUAGAUAUUUCUGCCGCUAAGAAUUGCUCCAACGACACCUCGGAAAGCUCAUUGAUGUCACAUACAGACGUAUAUUCACGAUUGAGUGAUAAUAAAUGUUCAGUUCUGCGAAUGCGAAUUGCCAGACCUCUUUGUAAUAGCGAAAGUAAUCUGAUCGGUGCUGCAAUUUAUGGAAAAGAGACUGAGAGAGCCAUAAAUCUUCACGACAGGUCUACUAAAUUAACACGAAGCUGUGAAAGUAUUUUAAAUAGUAAAUUUUUAUCUGAUUAUGAUGAUCGAACACGAUCCUCUGAAAAUAUCUCCGAAGAACUGGAUUCAUCUUGCAAGUUUUACGAUAAAUUGAUCUCAAAUCCUAACGGAAGUGUCCGAUGGCACCAUUAUCGUUCUCUUGAAGAAUUGAAAUCGAAAAAGAGAUCGAGAAAGCGAGACAAUUCGAUAAAUUCUAUUUAUGUUCAUUCUACCCAAACAAAAUUUGACAAAUUCUAUGAUGAUCAAUUAGACCUCGAGGACGGAGAAGACAUGCAUUGGAAUCGUCAUUUGUCGCUUGAAGAAUUGAAAUCUAAGAGAGAAUCGCACGAGCAAGACAGGUGUACGAAUUUAGAACGAUCUGCUGACGUACAGAGAUUUAACUGGAUGCUGAAAAAGAGACUUCGCAUGAAGCGCAUAAGCAACGAUCGGCUGAAAGAUAAUUCUCUUAAAUUGUCGCGUGAAAAAGCGAAAGAUAUGGAACGACAAAAAUUGAGAAUAGAAGGGAAAUCUCAUAGCAAGUUUGACGUUUCGAGAUGGAAGUCCGAUUCAGAGAGAUACAGUUGGAGUUUCCGCGAGAUCAGCUCACUGAAAGAUGAUGACCGGUCCGCUUCGCGUCCUCGUCGCAUGAGUGAGCGGGAUUUACCGUCGCGGCUUGGACAUGACGCCACUCUUCAGCAAAUCCAUAGCAGCAAGUCUGUACCGGCAUUGCAUAAUAUGGAUACCGAGGCUAAGCAACAGCAUGAAGUGUUCAAUCCCGGCUACAGCAGAGCUUCUUCCAGCAACAGCGUUACACCGCCUGUUCAACCACCUCCUAUGGCGACAAUCAACAGUGCAACUUCCUUACGUUCCAGAUCAAGCCAUAACUUGCAUGAUCCCAUGAGAAUCGGAACUUUACCGUCCACUGGCUUGGUCAGCAGGCAGCAAUCGUCGCCCAAUUUGAAUCCAAGUACGUCGCACAUGAAUGCACCAUCGAAUGUACAGGGCACAGAAGCAGAGCGAUUUUAUCAAAAUCUGAGUAUUUAUCGAAACCAAGACUCGACGGUGAAGCAACAAAUCAGUCCACAACAAUCAGAUGAUAGAAAUCUUCAGCACAUCCAAAAGGGUUCAUUAAAGGGUUCACAGAACUCAUUGAACCGUCCCUCUACUAUGGAAGUUGGCAACCAUUUCCGAGACCGUCCGACAUCCGCUUACAUCACCCAAGGCCAACAGCAGAGCUACUCGGCGGUUAGCAAUCAAAUACAGCAGCAUAUUGGAGGUCUACCACCACGUUCCCAGUCUUCGCGCGACAUUAUCCGCCAGGAGGCGAAGAUGCAGGAGAUGCAGGAAGAAGUUCGCCGACGAGAAUUGCGUGGUGGCGUACCAUUGCUUAAUCAACAUAGACCGCCAAUGUACAAUAUCGGCACUCGAAUGGCAGUUCCUCCUGCUCAACAAGUGUCGAACUUGCGUUCACCAAGGCCACUCGGUUCCACGUCGAGUCUAGGAACGACCUCCAACUAUGUCGCGAGACAAAAUGCGCCCAGUUACAAUUACCCGGAUGUCCAGUAUACUCAAUAUAACAGCACGCAGUAUGGUCAAUAUGGUCAAUACAAUCCCAACCGAUAUCCGGUAAUUGGAAGUCAAUUCGGCCCGAUGAUGAUGCCCAAAUCGAAAAACGAGACGAUUGCGCGCGACCAUCAGUCACUAAAUGAAAAUCUACUCGGUAGAGACUCGAGCAGCCAAGAGGCAAAGUCAUACGCCGAACAGAACCGACAUUUCGCAGGUUCACAGAAUAAUCCGCAUUAUCCGAAUGGUAAUCUAGAACACCGCGUCGAUCAAUAUGGGAAUGACAACCGUGCGCAAAACGGAGAUGGCCACUCUACAGAAGUGCCGCCAACGAGACCGGCUUUGCCAUCUGAGGAUACAUUUAGCGAAAGUCCACCACCGCCGCCGCCCAGCACUUCGACACAUCCUCUAUACAAGCAAGCCGACACGAGAUAUACCGCAAGCAUGCAGGAUCCACCACGAGGUAGUUAUUAUCCUGUGGGAGGAAUCAGUGCCAUGCAGCAACCGCGUCAGUAUCAAUAUAGCGCGACGAACCCUUGGCAACGCGAAGAAAGAGAGAAGGAACAAGCUCGUAGAAGAGAAGCCGCUCGUCAAUGGCGAGAUCAACAGAUUGCUGAGCUAAGUGCGCUGACACAUCGAACUCAGCAGCAGGAGGAGCAAUUGCGAGCUCUUCAACUGGAAAGAGAUUUCCAGAAGCGUGCGGAGGAGAUUGCCAAUCAGGACGAUGAUGAGGAGAGCAACGAUUUAGACAACGAAAGUGUGCAGCGCGUUCAGGGCUUGCUAAGGAUGGCAGCCAGUCAAGACAGAACUGUCCAUGGAGCUCUGCAACCACCGAUUUUAUCGAGAACAAUCACAGGCAACCAGUCUAUGAGAGGUGAUUUGCCUCUCCUGAGCAGCCAAUCUGUCACCAGCAGUCACACUCACAUUCUGCCCAAUCAAACAGUGCCUCAGAAUGUCGAAAUGAGCAGUCCUGGUCAAGAAAAUAAUAGCUUGCACGUACAACCAAAUCAGCAGCAACAACAAACGGCGGGUCAGAGUGAAGAGCAUGUAUCGCCAGCUAAUUAUGGCACACAUAGCCAUUUCAGUUCUGGUCAGAAGUCUUAUUCCAUGAGUAUGUCACAUUCCAUAGAAGAUAGGGAACUGCAACGGAGAAUGGAUGAAGUGAAGCGGAAACAGGCUGAAUAUGAGAACCAGAAAAAACAAGAAGAACAGCAGCAGCAAACAUAUCAGUCGAAUCAACAUCCGCGCAGCCAGCUACAUCCUGGCAUGUUGCGCUUAGACAACUUGAUUAUUAAUGGUCCUAACAUAUCUACGUCUUCGCAAAACAAUGUAAAUGAUGCACCCCCACCACCAGAACGAGGCUCUAGUUAUGCCGUUAUGUCUCAGCAGAGUGCUCUCAGAUCAAACGGCUCGACCACAUCUAAUCUACCUCCCACUUCUCAACAGUCAACAUCUAUGAAAAGAGUUUCUUUUCAUGAUUCGAAUGCAAACAGUGAGUCCAUGCUACGCAAUGUAUCAUCUGGAAUGUCAAAUCCGCCGUCAAUCUCAAUGGAUACCAUUAGAGAAGAUCCCAAUAAUUUUAUCAACGACGCGGAGAAUUUAUUAGCCUCUCCUAAGACACCGGAAGGAUCCGGGACUUCGUUUACUGGCGCCACCCCUGGUGUAAUCGGAGCUCAAGAAGUCUAUAAGGACCCGAGACAAAAGCGAUUGGCGGAAAAGCAGAAACAGCAACAAAACUCGCAGAUUGGCGCGGUGCCGGAAAAGCUCAGCUUUAAGGAGAAAAUGAAAAUGUUCGCGAUGGAGACUGGCGAGGAUGGCACACCGCGAGAUAAAGUGAAGAUCUCGCGCGCUCAGCGUGAGAUUGACAACAUCAGCAGCCCACUUAAUUCCAAUAAUAACAAUAAUAACAAUAACACCACCACCAGCGGCAAUAACACUAAUAACAAUAGGACCUAAAAAAUGUUACAUUUUUAUUUCCAGGCUUUAGCAAUUAAGAUAGAUGAAAUAUUUUUUGAAAUAUCUAGGGCGAUUGGACGAAAGUCACGACUGUGAACUGCAUAAUCGCGGCGCAAAAAGAUAAUCUGUUUAAAUUUUAUAUAAUUUGGCCGAAAGAUAACGUUUAUCACGCUGCUAACAUGAUACAUUUUUGUAGAUAUACAUAUACCUCAAUUUUUACAAGAAUAAUAUUUUCAUUUGAAGGAGCUAUCGUUAGCAAAGGGUAAGAAAAGUUUAUCACUUACGAAGCUUACAUUCAUAUUUUUUCUAUUAGCUAUAUUAUACAUAAUGAUUAAGAUUACUGAAUAUUUCUGCCUUAUUUUUCCCGAACGUCCUAGAUACUUUGUCGUGCAUUUUCUGGAUGAAGAAACAUACAGAGAAAUAUACAUACUGCGUAUAGUUAUAGUUUCGCAAGCAAUACAUUAUAAUUAAUUUUAUUACUAAUGAUACCACACAUGGGCUUACUUUGCAUUCAGAAUGAAUUCGAUUAGCCGGCAACGAUUGUCCACACAACGUUGAAGUACAAAUAAAAUUUUGUAUAGCUCUUUGACCAAAAAUGUUGUGUGUUUUGUGAACCAAUAAUGCAACAUAAUGUUGCGGACGUAUUUUAGUCGCGAUGAUAAAGAAACUGUCCAACCAUUUUCGUACGCGAUGCGUUCAAUAUUCCUAAAUACUUCCGGACCAACGUAAUCUUAUUAUAAAAUAACUGAUAUAAUUUGUCAAGACUAGUAUGGCAUAGGAUAACGCUCGCGAGUACUAAAUAAGCUUCUGAGAGGCAUGGAUUAUUUCGUGAGGGUAGCUUGCGAAUGUACAUAAAGAGGAGACGAACAGUAGGCCGGGCAGCAUGAUUAUUGUAUGUGUUAGUUUUGUAUUUAUCUCUCGGCAGCGAAAGAUUCUGAUAUAUAUUUAAAUUGUAUCACUGUAUCUGAUUUACACACUUAUGCCAUUAUGCACUUAACGAAGUAUGACAAAAUAACAAAGGUAGAUAGAAAAUAGAACAAAAAAUAGAAAAAAAAAGAAAAGGAAAACGUAUUCGUAUCAACGGGAACAUAUGUGCGCGCGUGUAUGUGCGUAUAAAUGACAAAAAUGAAAAAUCUAAAUAUAACGAAAGAUUUAUAUUUAUAUAUAAUGCGUUUC
Messenger RNA from Mycetomoellerius zeteki, 10154 nucleotides. It is a transcript of the gene cno, whose product is annotated as adherens junction formation factor afadin. Gene Ontology annotation, cellular component: cell-cell junction. The transcript is spliced from 27 exons. Gene Ontology annotation, molecular function: protein binding. Gene Ontology annotation, biological process: signal transduction. The record is from RefSeq and is a predicted model, not a curated record. The coding region runs from base 60 to 8978 and encodes 2972 amino acids. Lineage: Eukaryota; Metazoa; Arthropoda; Insecta; Hymenoptera; Formicidae.